UCCAGGCAGGUAAAGAUGGCGGAUGUAUUGAGUGUUCUUCGUCAGUAUAACAUUCAAAAAAAGGAAAUCAUCGCCAAAGGAGAUGAAGUAAUAUUUGGAGAAUUCUCUUGGCCGAAAAAUGUUAAGACUAACUACAUUAUCUGGGGUACUGGCAAAGAGGGGCAGCCCAAGGAGUACUAUACUUUGGACUCCAUUUUAUUCUUGCUCAACAAUGUGCAUCUGCCACAUUCAUCUUACGUGCGAAGAGCUGCAACAGAAAACAUCCCUGUUGUCAGACGACCGGAUCGAAAGGGCUUGCUGUCAUACCUCAAUGGCGAGAGUUCGACGUCGACGAGCAUUGACCGUAGUGCGCCCAUAGAAAUCGGUCUUCAAAGACCAACACAAGUCAAAAGAGCAGCUGAUGAAGUGUCUUCUGAAGCCAAGAAACCUAGGGUUGAAGAUGAAGAACGAGUACGUUUGGACAAGGAGCGACUGGCUGCUCGUCUGGAGGGCCACAAAGAAGGCAUUGUGCAGACUGAUCAGAUCAGAUCGCUGUCCGAGGCCAUGUCGGUGGAAAAAAUUGCCGCCAUCAAAGCUAAGAUCAUGGCCAAGAAGCGAUCAACCAUUAAAACAGAUCUGGAUGACGACAUAACCCUGAAGCAGAGAAGCUUUGUGGACGCAGAGGUGGAUGUCACCAGAGAUAUCGUCAGCCGUGAGCGAGUGUGGAGGACCAGGACAACCAUCCUGCAGAGCACUGGGAAGAAACGGAGGGUUUCAAAAUUGAUACCAUGGGCACAUACCACGGCAUGACCCUGAAGUCUGUGACGGAAGGGGCAUCUGCUCGGAAGGCCCAGACCCCAGCGCUGCAGCCUGUCCCCCGUCCAGUUUCACAAGCCAGACCUCCACCGAAUCAGAAGAAAGGGUCCCGUACCCCCAUCAUCAUUAUCCCCGCUGCCACUACCUCACUCAUCACGAUGCUCAAUGCUAAGGAUCUUCUACAGGAUCUAAAGUUUGUCACGUCAGAAGAGAAGAAGCAGCAGGGAUUCCAACGUGACAACGAGGUUCUGCUUCAGAGGCGCAAAAAUCAGCUUCAGCCCGGCGGAGCAAUGCUGAGCGUCACAGUUCCAUAUCGUGUCAUUGAUCAGCCGCUCAAGCUGGCUCCACAAGACUGGGAUCGAGUGGUGGCAGUCUUCGUGCAAGGACCCGCCUGGCAGUUUAAAGGUUGGCCGUGGCUGCUGCCUGACGGAUCUCCUGUCGACAUUUUUGCCAAAAUUCGAGCUUUUCAUUUGAAAUACGAUGAAGCAAAAACAGACCCCAAUGUGCAGAAAUGGGAUGUGACCGUGUUGGAGCUGAGCCGCCACAAAUGCCACGUCGAGCGGUCCGUCUUCCUGCACUUUUGGGAAACCCUUGACAAAUACAUGAUGAAACACAAAUCUCACCUCAGGUUCUGAGCUCAGAUCAGAGUUCAUCCACAAAAGUCCCACAAAUCCUUCCAGAACUGCCAAGGCGCCCUUCAACCCAAACAGACCCAAACAUGCAGGAGGAGGACAGAUGGAUCUAACUUCCUUGGAUGCUCUUCAUGCAACAUGUUAGAUUUAUUGUUCUGAACUUGAGAGCAGAAAUGUGUUUUCUGUUUUUCUUGGUGUACUUGUUUUUCUAAAGUUACCAGUUUAAUAGAAAUACCUAAAUCUGUUUGACAUUAAAAAGAAAGCAGAUAGUAAAAUCUAAGAUAUUAAGCAGCAAAGUGUUCCCUGUUUUGUUUUUUGUUUGUUGGUUUUUGUUUUUGUCUAUGGAAUUAAGAAAAAUUUGCUAUUUUUAAUCAAACGUUUUCUGAUUGAAGAAAAUUGUUUUGGUCGCAAACAAAGAGUUAGAAGGAAGAGACUUUAUUCUGAUUUUAUUUGAGUGUGUUUGUCCUCAGAAUGUACAUACAUGAUUAACCCUGUGAGAGCCAAAGCUCUAUGAGCAGAGAGAGAUGCAGGUCAGGAAUUUGUUUAUAUGUUCAGCUCACUCUGCUCCGGCUCUGAAUCUGUUUCCAGUUCAGUUUUUCAAAAGAUCAGCAUAUCUAUUGGUCAUAUAAUGACUGUCUGCUUUUUUUUUCUUUAUUGGUGUUAUGAUGGGUGAGGAAAAAUUGAAACGUAUUGCUCUAGGUCAUCACAUGAAAAUAGCCAAUAAAGCUUUUCUGAAACUGA
This is a messenger RNA of Nematolebias whitei (Rio pearlfish), 2168 nucleotides long. It is a transcript of the gene cdc73, whose product is annotated as cell division cycle 73, Paf1/RNA polymerase II complex component, homolog (S. cerevisiae). Gene Ontology annotation, cellular component: Cdc73/Paf1 complex. Gene Ontology annotation, molecular function: RNA polymerase II complex binding. NCBI's taxonomy places the organism in Eukaryota, Metazoa, Chordata, Actinopteri, Cyprinodontiformes, Rivulidae. Gene Ontology annotation, biological process: transcription elongation by RNA polymerase II; positive regulation of transcription elongation by RNA polymerase II. The record is from RefSeq and is a predicted model, not a curated record.